Penicillium alfredii is the source of this 840-nucleotide messenger RNA. Its product is annotated as tyrosine-protein phosphatase. Gene Ontology annotation, molecular function: phosphoprotein phosphatase activity. NCBI's taxonomy places the organism in Eukaryota, Fungi, Ascomycota, Eurotiomycetes, Eurotiales, Aspergillaceae. The record is from RefSeq and is a predicted model, not a curated record. Bases 1 to 840 code for a protein of 279 amino acids. Gene Ontology annotation, biological process: dephosphorylation. The transcript is spliced from 2 exons.
AUGAUCAACCCCGACAACCUCCGAACAGUGCUGAACACUGACAUCCGAACACCAAUUCCCGAAGCCACCGUCUCGAAGAUCAUUUCCCUGCCGCCUUUUGUUCCUGUGCCUGGCGUGACCAAUUUCCGCGAUCUCAGCCAUGACAGCAACCAUGUACGUCCUGGAUAUGUGUAUCGGUCUGGGAACAUGUCCGAUAUCACAGACGUGGGCAAAGCUGUUUUGGUCGACCAGCUCGAAAUCACCACAAUAUUUGACCUCCGAAACCAAGGAGAGCGUGAACAUGCUCCCAGUCCGGACAUCCCCGAGAUCGAGACGAUAUGGAUGCCCUACGGGGCUCGCCCGGCUUCAUUGAGCCUGCGCGAAUUCGCCGGCGAAGAAAAAGGGACGACAGGCUUUGUCAAGAUGUAUACGGGUAUCCUCAAUGCUGCGACUCCGGCUUUGACCCAGGUCUUUACGCAUAUCCGCGAUCGCCCUGAUGACCCGUUUGUGUUUCAUUGUUCUGCCGGCAAAGAUCGCACGGGCGUUCUGGCAGCCCUCAUCUUACUCCUCGUUGGUCGACCCCACGACGAGAUUAUCUCCGACUACAUCCUCACUCGUGUCGCGCUGGAGAGUACGCGAGAGAAUCUCACGCAUGCACUCGCCCUCCACGUCGGCAGCGAUCACCUCAGUCCCGAGGCCGUGGGCAUGCUGGAGCUGUGCGGCGUUCGAGCACAUGCCAUGGCAGCAUUUCUCAAAACCUUCGAGAGUAUGUACGAUGGCGGCAUCGAGGGGUUUUUGACCGGCAAACUAGAGUUUUCCGCGAGUGAUAUCCAGACCAUGCACCAGAACUUGGUGGCUUAG